GCCUUAUAAAGGGUUCUCGAUACAGCGCGCGGUCCACUCCGUAGAGGGCGCACCGCGGGCUGUGCCGUGCGCUUGCGCAGUGUGGGCCGCUCCCCGCCCCCUGCCCUGUAGCCCCGCUACCCCUCCGCCUGCCGGCCGGGCCCCGCCUCGGCUUCGCGCCCUCGCCCAGCUCACAGCCUCCGUUCUGCUCCGCAGCAGUCAGCCCCGUCUCCGGCAGCAUGUUCAGCUGGGUCAGCAAGGAUGCCCGCCGCAAGAAGGAGCCGGAGCUCUUCCAGACGGUGGCUGAGGGGCUGCGGCAGCUGUACGCACAGAAGCUGCUGCCCCUGGAGGAGCAUUACCGCUUCCACGAGUUCCACUCGCCCGCGCUGGAGGACGCUGACUUCGACAACAAGCCCAUGGUGCUGCUCGUGGGCCAGUACAGCACGGGCAAGACCACCUUCAUCCGGCACUUGAUUGAGCAGGACUUCCCGGGAAUGCGCAUCGGGCCCGAGCCCACCACAGACUCCUUCAUCGCGGUUAUGCACGGCCCUACCGAGGGCGUGGUGCCUGGCAACGCUCUCGUCGUGGAUCCACGGCGCCCCUUCCGCAAGCUCAACGCCUUCGGCAACGCCUUCCUCAACAGGUUCAUGUGCGCCCAGCUGCCCAACCCCGUCUUGGACAGCAUAAGCAUCAUUGACACUCCUGGGAUCCUGUCUGGGGAGAAGCAGCGCAUCAGCAGAGGGUACGACUUCGCGGCGGUCCUGGAGUGGUUCGCCGAGCGGGUGGACCGCAUCAUCCUGCUCUUUGACGCCCACAAGCUGGACAUCUCAGACGAGUUCUCAGAAGUCAUCAAGGCCCUCAAGAACCACGAGGACAAGAUCCGCGUGGUGCUGAACAAGGCCGACCAGAUCGAGACGCAGCAGCUGAUGCGGGUGUACGGGGCCCUCAUGUGGUCCCUGGGGAAGAUCAUCAACACCCCCGAGGUGGUCAGGGUCUACAUCGGCUCCUUCUGGUCCCACCCGCUCCUUAUCCCUGACAACCGCAAGCUCUUCGAGGCCGAGGAGCAGGACCUCUUCAAAGACAUCCAGUCUCUGCCCCGGAACGCUGCCCUCAGGAAGCUUAACGACCUGAUCAAGAGGGCGCGGCUGGCUAAGGUCCACGCCUACAUCAUCAGCUCCCUCAAGAAGGAGAUGCCCAACGUGUUCGGUAAAGAGAGCAAAAAGAAAGAGCUGGUGAACAACCUGGGAGAGAUCUACGCGAAGAUCGAGCGGGAGCAUCAGAUCUCCGCCGGCGACUUCCCCAGCCUCCGCAAGAUGCAGGAACUCCUACAGACCCAGGACUUCAGCAAGUUCCAGGCCUUGAAGCCCAAGCUGCUGGACACAGUGGACGACAUGCUGGCCAACGACAUCGCCCGGCUGAUGGUGAUGGUGCGCCAGGAGGAGUCCCUGAUGCCCUCCCAGGUCGUGAAGGGGGGCGCCUUCGACGGCACCAUGAACGGGCCCUUCGGGCACGGCUACGGCGAGGGGGCCGGCGAGGGCAUUGACGACAUCGAGUGGGUGGUGGGUAAGGACAAGCCCACCUAUGACGAGAUCUUCUACACGCUGUCGCCCGUCAACGGCAAGAUCACGGGCGCCAACGCCAAGAGGGAGAUGGUGAAGUCCAAGCUGCCCAACACGGUGCUGGGCAAGAUCUGGAAGCUGGCCGACGUGGACAAGGACGGGCUGCUGGACGACGAGGAGUUCGCCCUGGCCAACCACCUCAUCAGAGUCAAGCUGGAGGGCCACGAGCUGCCCAGCGACCUGCCCCCACAUCUCGUCCCGCCCUCCAAGCGGAGGCUCGAGUGACACCCAGCAGACACUGGGGGGCGGGGAAGGGGCACCGGUUCUCAAGGUCCAUAAAGACUGAGUGGCUGUUUCCUCAGCUCUUGAAAAGGAAAACCACCAUCUUUCUUUUCAGGCUGUUCCUGGGCCCAGCAGGGGAGGCAAGGGUCAUACUCGUAUGUGAAUGAUGGAAUUUUAUGCACAAGAACUAUGGAUAUUUUUAAUAUAUAAUGUUAGAGGCAGCCUUCUUUCUUGCCUCCUCCUCCGUCUGACAGGCCCACGCCCACACGCACACAGUCUCUGCCUCCUGCAUCCUUGCCCCCCUGCUCUGGCUGUGCAGCGUGUACUGCCACUGUGGCCGCUCCCAGCACACCCCUUCUGGCAUUGCUGGGCCCUUGGGCCGUGUGUAGACAGAAACGACCCGAUCGCAUUGGUUUCUGAGCUGACUGUUGCUUCUCUGGGCCGUUGGCUUCCUCCGUGCUCCCAGAUUCAGGUUCUUGUGCUUCCCUCCGCCCUGCGACCCGCCCUGUGCACAGACCCUACUCUUUGCUCUCAUAUCCUCCCACCCUUCACUCGGCAGUCACAGAAGCAAGGCCAGCUCCCUUUUUGGGGGCGGCGGUGGGGGAUAGGUGUGUGUGAGAAUCGCCUUCCAGAAAAACAUAAGCUACUUUUGGUUCUGUAAGUGACACCUUUUAUACUUGACCGAAUUUUUCAGUAACUUCCUA
This is a messenger RNA of Rhinolophus ferrumequinum (greater horseshoe bat), 2524 nucleotides long. It is a transcript of the gene EHD1, whose product is annotated as EH domain containing 1. Bases 219 to 1823 code for a protein of 534 amino acids. The transcript is spliced from 5 exons. The record is from RefSeq and is a predicted model, not a curated record. Gene Ontology annotation, biological process: clathrin-dependent synaptic vesicle endocytosis; endosomal transport. Gene Ontology annotation, cellular component: clathrin-coated pit; intracellular vesicle; presynaptic membrane. Gene Ontology annotation, molecular function: GTP binding; protein binding; calcium ion binding. Lineage: Eukaryota; Metazoa; Chordata; Mammalia; Chiroptera; Rhinolophidae.